AUGACUAUCAUGAUUGAUGCGCAUGAUCGGAAGUCUCUUCUCCUUUCAGCCGUGGUGAACCGGACAGGACCUAUCCCCAUGGACGACAUCAAGGAGCAUUUGUUCGGGAAGGAAGACACAACUACCGCUACGGAUCGCAACGAUCGAUUUGAAACGAGCAAGCAGGCGGCGAUUGUGGCCGUGUCCGUGGUGGGAGGGAUCAUGCUUGUUGGCUUCGCCCUCCUCUGUUUGAAGUUCCGGCGCCAUCGUUUCAGGAACUCCGUGAAGGCCUCCCAGCCACUCGAGCUCGCUAAGAGGCGAAUGGGAGAUCUGCUGGAUGGGGAGCAUGCGACGUUGAACCCCAGUUACGCCAUGCCCUUCUCUGCCGACAAUCUCCUCGUCAACUACAAAAUCAAAGUUAUUCCGGAAGACGACAUCAUCUUUGACCAGGAGAUCGGACACGGCUGCUUCGGGAAGGUCUUCAAAGNCGCCAUGCCCUUCUCUGCCGACAAUCUCCUCGUCAACUACAAAAUCAAAGUUAUUCCGGAAGACGACAUCAUCUUUGACCAGGAGAUCGGACACGGCUGCUUCGGGAAGGUCUUCAAAGGUGAGUACCGGCCUCGAGAGGGUGAGGGGAUGACAGUGGCAGUGAAGGUCUUAAAGGACCGGGUGACCAAGGAAGCAAUCAACGAUUUCCUUCGCGAGGUCGCCACUGCCUCCUCCUUCGACCACAAGAACAUUCUUGCUCUUACCGGCGUUGUCCUCCCAGGUAGUAAAGCUAAGCGUAAGGUUGGAGUGUCUACCUGGCCUCAACCCCCCCUUGCCGAUUUCCUGCCUACUCCACUGGAAUUCCGUAUAGCAGUGGUCGGCAACUGGCGGCCCGCGGAAGCCCUCCCUCUGGCCCGCGAAGACUCGGGUAUCGGGCAUUACGGUCUGACAAUAGACGUUCAGCAGCACGUUUGA
Messenger RNA from Darwinula stevensoni, 942 nucleotides. NCBI's taxonomy places the organism in Eukaryota, Metazoa, Arthropoda, Ostracoda, Podocopida, Darwinulidae. The record is from the annotation of a GenBank genome assembly.